Messenger RNA from Perca fluviatilis (European perch), 9225 nucleotides. It is a transcript of the gene cd99l2, whose product is annotated as CD99 molecule-like 2. Gene Ontology annotation, biological process: positive regulation of neutrophil extravasation; T cell extravasation; homotypic cell-cell adhesion. The coding region runs from base 73 to 828 and encodes 251 amino acids. The record is from RefSeq and is a predicted model, not a curated record. The transcript has 10 exons. NCBI's taxonomy places the organism in Eukaryota, Metazoa, Chordata, Actinopteri, Perciformes, Percidae.
UUAACAGGCCCGUUAUUUAACCGCUGUAUUACCACUUUGUACCGGCUGUUCGUGUGUGUGGAGACCGGAGUCAUGGCUAACCGCUCCCUGUGGUCGCUCUGUCUGCUGCUGGCGCUGCUGCUGCCGCUGGAAGUCCUGUCUCAGGACUUUGACCUGUCCGAUGCUCUGGAUAACGAUGACGACAGUGGACCACCGACCCCCCCACCAAAGCCAGCAAAGCCAGCCGAGCCUGCUGGAGGAACGGGAGGAGAUUUUAAUCUGGAGGAUGGAGUCGAUGUCGUUGGCACCACCACCACCACUACCACCAAAGUCCCACCCAAGGUUGUGCCGAAAGCCCCCACAGGUACCAAGGCCCCAGUCAAGCCCAAACCCAAGCCAGCUGCUGAUGACUUUGACCUGGCUGACGCCUUGGACCCCAACAAUGACAUUGGUGGCAAGGAUAAGAACAAGGGGCAGGGAGGUGGAUUUACUGACGACGAUCUGUUGGAUGUCGGCAAAGACGAUACCUACAAGCCUGAUAAAGGCAAAGGUGGGCGUCCAAGCGGGGACGAUCAAAUUAACCAGUACGACGAUAACAAUGAGACCACGGCAGAAGUGGGCACCAUUGCAGGGAUCGCAAGUGCGGUUGCUAUGGCGCUGGUGGGUGCAAUCACCAGCUACAUCUCCUACCAGAAGAAGAAGCUGUGCUUCAGUAUACAACAGAGCCUGAAUACUGACAUGGUGAAGGCUGAGAACCCUGAGGCUGUGGUGGCUACAGAACCACAAGUCCAACAGACUCUGCUGGAGCCACCCAACGCUGAGCCUCCCGCUGAAGAGAAUGCUGUGUAACACACACACACACACACACACACACACACAACACACACACACACACACACACACACACACACACACACACACACACAACAACAACACACACACACACACACACACACACACGAGCGCCUACAGGAUAGACUGUCUAUUGUAGCAUGUCCGAGUUGAUCCUGCAGCUCUGUGCUGUGAAGGUUGGGAUUUGUAGUCCUUCUAUGCUGAAUGUGAACACAGAUUUUUCUUUUUUUAAUUCUAUGCUGUAAACAUGGCCAACAGUGUAUCGAACCUUGCCAAAUGUAUGUGUAUAUAGUAAGUUAUUAUUCACGGUUUAAACACCACUAACAAUGUUUUUUACAGUUAUCCGGCCUUCAGCAUGUUCUCUGCGAUUCCUCCACUGGGAGCUGGAGCUGCAGUUUGUAGCAUUUUGCUGAGCUCCAGACACACAGGGACGUCGAAAUGCUGAAAAAGUAAAUACAAAAAAAAAAAAAAUGGUUGAUCUCAUUAUACAUUGGAGAAAGAAACUCCUCUGGGUGUGUGUCGAGCUUCUCCAAGUUCACAGGGAGUCAGUCACUGUUCAGUGGACUGGAUUUAAGGCGGAUUAGUGUCCUGAUUGAUUGAGUUUUGGCUAGCACUUUACAUGACGGUAUCUACAUAAGUGUGACAUGACACGGUCAUGAACACAUGACACUGUCAUGACACAUGAACCCUAACCCCAAACCUAACUCUAACCCUAACUCUAACUCUAACUUGUCAUGACAAAACAAUGACAUUUAAUGACAGAAGCGUUAUGUCAUAAACGUUUAUGACUUGUUUAUAAUGUUUAUGACCCGUUCAUGACCGUGUCAUGUCACUCUUGCGUAGAUACCUUCAAGUAAAGUGUAACCGAGUUUUGUCAGGGAAUUCCAGCUGAACUUCACGUGAACCAGGUUGCGCCCUGUGCUUCUCCUCCUUUUACAUAUAUAUUUUUUUUGACAAAUCAAGGUUGUGUUUCAGCAAUCAGCAACAGGGCCUGAAAUUAGCACCCGACCGCGCGCCAAAAUGCGGGUGAAUUUUGCCACUGGCGGGUGAAACUGCCAAUAUACCUUCCUCGUGUGCGGGUAGCCAAUGGGAAUUUUUUUUGCCACUGUUUUCUUUCACAUUUGAACCAAGUCCCCCAUUUCCUUGGAUUUGAGCUCAAAUGUGUAUUCUUAAUAAGUUCAGGAGCUAACUUCAGGCCCUGAUCAGCAAUAUCUCAUAUCCUGACUUUGAAUGGAACACAGCAGUUUUCACACAUAACUGAUUAUCAAGUCGUAGAUAUUAUUACUUGUUGAUGCACAAUGAUGGAAUGUUGUGUCUUUGCUCACCACAGACGAGUAGACAGUGAUUGGAGAACAUUUAACAAGAUUCCCCAGAUUUCUAUUCAAAGCCUUGUAGCAACUGAUUAUGUAAUCGCCCGUAAAGAGUGGUGAUAGAAUGUGUAUUACUGUCAUCCAGUUUAUGUUAAGGCUCAAGCUCGUACUCAUAGAACUCAAGUUACACCAUGUAACCAUGAUGUUCACUCACAAUCUCUUAUUCCUACAACAUGUGACUUUUUUUAUUUAAUUUAUUACAUUUUCAGUUUACUAUAUUGUCAUAUCGAGGGGAUAAUCCGUGCACGUUUACAUGCACAUAAUAUUGUGUUUGCCCUUACUCUGAAAAAGACAAUAUUCAGCUGUUUACAUGGCGACUGCAGCCCUGCAAACUGUCGGCUGCUUGGUUUGUGUCCAACAACCACAGCAACGCACAGACCUGACCGUAAGCCGUAAACUGUCACAAAGUGCAGUAAAAACCCCGAUUGAGACGCAGAUUCAGAAUACCCUGUAUACAUGUCCAAAGAAUGCCUCUAAAACCUGAAUAAUACCGCAUUAUCCCACACGUCUUAAUCGGAAAAUACUAUAUUAGGUUUAAAGGCCUUUUUUGGAAUAUCCAAACGAAAUAUGCUUGUUUACAUGACCUGCAUCAAAUUUGGAAUAUUGUCGUAUUCGGGAUAAUAGUGGACUAUUGGUGUGCAUGUAAACGUACUCGGUGAUUAUGAUGAUAAUGCUAUCUAUAAUCAUUAUUAGGUGAAGUUUCCCCGGAUGUUUAAUUGCAUUUUGACCCACUUGGUACACGUCUUGCUCUUAAAGGGGCUCCACUGUGAGCUGAUAGAGUCCAUUAGUGGGACACACCUCGUAUACUGGACUUACCGCAGGCAGCCACUGUUUACAUCGUCAGUUGCGCCUCAUGUUGUCUAUCUUGAUGUAUAAAGUUGCCUUAUUCAGAUUUGGAUCUUUUUGCAGUGGGGGGGGGGGGGAAUAAGGCGUCCAAACAUUUCUGUCUACUUACAACCUGUGACUUUUUAUAGUGUAAAUAGAAUCUUUUUUUUUUCCAACUAGCCUUUUAAUGACAACGCCUAAUGACGGGAGCAUGGCUUGGUUUUCCGAAGAUGGUGAAGUAAUUGUGAUGCGAAACGGCCAAAAGUUAAGUCAGAAGAAGGAAAAAGACAAAUUGAGUUCAGAAGAACGGGUCAGAUUGAAUCCAAGGACUCACCAUACUUGUAGCAUAAAAGUGAUGCUAGCUAAAUCAGUUCCACUGCAGUUAGAGCUUACAAAUGCACAGCGUGUACUUCUUGGCCUCUGUUCGUUUGGAACGGGAUCUUCCUCCAGCGGGAAGCUAUUUGGAAAAAAGGGAAAACCUGAGCACUUUGUUUCCCGGAAAAAAAAAAAAAAACCAGGCUGUGCCGCGGCUCGUGGCCAGGCGGAAACGUGUGACUUGUGACUUUUGUUGACGAUACAUUUGCUAUAUUAAGAAGCUAAUAUUGUUUGUACCAUGUUUUAUCGUGUUAGCCGUGAGGGGCCAGUGUGUGGAGCAGAACUCUCGAGUUGGUCUUUAUCCCACGGUGGCCAUUUUUAAAUUCACGUUAGCAUUACGUCACCACAGAGGCUAGCGAGAUUUCUGAUACUGUAGAGCAGGCCGCUAUUGGCCCAAGCAUACACCGAUGACAAAUAACCAUUUCAAGGAAUCCUCGUGGCGUUGUCCUGUUAUUAUGAAACGCAACGUGUGUAUCCUCGAGGCCUAACAAACACGAUAGAUGCAUUUUGUUUAAGCUAGCUAUGCUAGUGGAAUAGCAUGAAACCGUUAGCAAGAAUGUGAAGUACGUCAUCAGCACGCACGAGGUACCAACAAAACAGGGACACACAUUUUUAAAACAUGUGGCCCGUACACCGUGGCACUAAAAACUCCACUGGACACCCUGAACCACCUGAAUACUCUCCUCAUGCAACGGACUCGUAUGAUAUCGUACGAAAAGGUUAUGCACAAGAAUUGGUAUGAUUUCCUACGAAAUUAGGCAACCGCCGGCCGGUCACGUGACGACCGGUCACAUGACAGCUAAGUUUAGCGGUCUUUACAGCUACAUUUAGCCCUAGGAAAGGCUACUGGGGGGCCAGGUACUGGUCACCGCGAGGUUACGGCCGCCUCAGGGGCCGCUACAGUUGAGUUUGGCCGGCAAAAGUGAGCGUCACGCGGUGGCGACAGUUAGUUUAGACACCAAAAAUGGACCGUUUAAGAUUAGUAAGUAAGUAAAGUCUUAAGCUGACCAAAGUGCUGUAUGGGAUACAUACGAAUUACAGUAUAUUGUAGCUAUAUGUACGAAAACGUUCAUGAGAACAGCCUGCCUAAAUUCUUUUAAAGUGUACCAACACAGGAUGAGAUAUUACAUGUUAUAAUUCUAUACACAUGUUGAAAUGAUUUUGUAAAUUGAUCUGCAGGAUUAACAGAACAGCCGCCAUCUCCCCGAUUCCACAGACUGGAAAGGGGUGUCAGACGCAGUUAGAAUUUUUUUUUUUUUUUUUUUAAAGGUGUCCAGAAGCCUUUAGUAGACUUGGAAAUGGCCACCGUGGAACAAGGUUUAACAGGAGUGGAAACAUGAGGUAGAAGUGAAAGAUGUCCAACGUGUGAAGUCAAAGAGAGGGAGUUUGUAUCAGUUGGCACAAAGACGAUACUGGCCGAGAUGAUAUGCAUUUAAAAAAAAAAUAAUAAUAAAAAAAAAAAAAAAUUAGAAGUCUGCUUUAGCUGCGUAGAUGAAGUUAGCAGCAGUAGUUAGCUUUAGAGCCUUGAAUAGUGUCCUAACGAGUGCUUUUGGAAAGUUGUGAUGGUUGUACAUAUUAGCGUGAGCAGUUCUGUGUUUGUACUUUUACUGUAGCCCUGUGUAUGAGCUUGUUUAAUGCUCCAUAUUAUAUACACAUAUAUAUAUAUAUAUAUACUCUUUAGUGUGUGUGGUGUGUGUGAGUUUACACUAUUCGCCUGCUCUUUUUACACUUUGUACCCGACUUUCCUAAUAACUUAGCUUCACUUUUUGUAGAUAGUUACGGCUUCCUUGUUCUGUACUGCCAACGGUUUGUCUAAUGCCUGAAGAGGUCUCGACCGGUCCUGAAUGAGACCUGCGCUGCAUCUGAAAUCAUUUCACUGUUAUCUGUCCUGUCCGAUAUUUAGUCCGUCUGUCGUUUUUAUAGCGCUGCUCAGGAUCUCUGCUGGGGAUUUGUGGAAGCCUUACGUAGUGGACUUAAAUGAUGUUCGAGUGAACUAGCAGGGCUCUCGGAGAGCGCAGACCUCUGACGAGGCCACGCCCUUUCUCGCAGUGUUCACAAAAAUAUCAUUUUGGUAUCCGUCCCGUGAUUCGGAAUCUGCUCCGAAACUUGAAUGGGUUCUCCCUCGGCCCAUGCUACACCCUUCCACACCGCGUCAUGAAAAUCGGGCCAGUUUUUCCAUAAUCCUGCUGACCGACGGAAAAAAAGCGGACAUAAUAACGCCACGUUCACGUCAUGGGUAAGAUUUACAACUUGGGAACGUUUACUUUUAUCAGACAACGAAAAACAGCCGUGGUGAGGGUUAUUGAACGCUAGCCGUUAAAGCUGCGUUUGUUGAUCUUGAUGGGCGGUCUAAGGCAUCUUAGUUUGAUUUGCUCCUCCAAGUUCCCCCAGUCGCAAUCCUGACUUCAGUCUCUUUGCGCGGUUCUUGCGUCGGCCUUUACGCUCUCGUGCAUAAAUCGCCGCAAUUCUAUCAUUUCAGCCAGUGCUCUGGGCACGCCGCGUGCAUUAUCGAUCCCACUACUUUUCUUGGCAAGACACGCCCCGCGGAGCAUUCAAACGCUGGGAUCGGUCAGUGGGGAUGCUGAUUUGGAUUUGAGUUUUCCUGGCCGAUAGCCGACCCUCGCUAACCAAAUUCACCCGUUGGUUACUAAAUUUGUCUUGGCAAUACAAGCGCCAAUUAUAAAGACAACGCAACAACAACGUGAAGACAAACGUUAAAAACAUAUCAGGCAUCAUUAAAAACAUAAAAACAUUAAUAUGUGGGGGGCCCAGCCCUGUAAGAGUGGUCAUAAAUAGUCAUCAAUCUAUACAUAUUUGGGGAGAAAACGGUCACUUCUGUGCCCUCUUGUGCCGAUUCAGCAAAGACACUGACAAGGGAACAGAUGAAUGUUUAGGUUUGGCACAUGGGAAGAGUCCAGGGACCGUCGUCCUGGUCGCGCAGCCACGAUGUGGCGUGCAUUGCCGUGGACACGUGCGGUUCGCGCGUCCAAACGAUCAGUUAACAGUUGGACGGUUAAUCAUGAACCUAUUGGCUAGGUGUUCUCGCCCACGUGUUCAGGUCCUACUCCCUGACCAAUGGGGCUCUCCUAACUAACCACCCAGCUGCUACGCAGGGCGUGUCUUGCCAAUAAAAGCAUUGGGAUCCAUAAUAACGCACGCAUGCCUCUUGGAAUGCGCACGGCUCCCUGGUGGUGAUCGGCGCGUUGGUCUUUGGUACCCAAAGAGCCAAUUCUGUUACUUUUUAAAAACACACUGCCAACCACGGAGCCAGUGUACUUCCUUAAGAUGUUAAAAAACACCGAAGCUAGUGGACGCACACAGGGGACGUGAACGUGGCGCGAGCAGCGAUCGGCGGCGACCUGAGUAGUGUCCGGCAGAGCGCUCCGUAUCUACACAGAGGCGAACGCGUGAAGGAUUUCCUGCCGAGGCAGUGUGUGUUGUAGAGCUGUAAACGGCGGUCGUGGUGUGUUACAUAUCUGACAGGAUGCAGCACAGUCCUACAUGGAUACCACACCCUGGUCUCCUCCAUGUUGCACCCUUUGCGUCCCUCGUUCUCUUGGGGGGGGGAGUAAGUGAUCUGUUCACCUUGUACGACACAUGCAUGGACGCCCUGUCAGCUGUAAUUCAAAAUGGUGCUUCUCUCUUUGCCUUAUACCCUAACACAGUCCCACAGGGACGCGCCACAGUAUUCAUCUAACACUCCGUAGCUGCAGCCCGAGCGAGAGCAAACACCCGAGGGCUCCCAGCUCCUUUGGGUGGUUACCUCGGAUGAACGGCGGCGGCAGCACCCGAAGGACCUGGAAGGCGCCGGUGUUUGGUCGCGCUCCGGCUGCACAGAGCCCGAGCCUCACACCGAGCAAACACUGAAUAACAACCCUUUUUCCGUUUACUGAAUGUAUCGAAUGUCUUAACGUCACAUAGCAAAAAACAAACAAACCUUUUGGCCUGUAGCAAAACUACAAAUUCACCAAAGAUGUAGCGUUGUGAUUGGCUUUGCCUUUAUGUAUCGGGCUUGAAUGAAAAAGGUGUCUUUUUUUAAAUUAAUGGAGAAGGAAAGGGAUUGAAUCGAACAGAUUCUAAAAAUUUGAAUUGGUCGGAUGGUUGAAGGCUCGAUGGAUCCGAGUGAAGAGGACAGAUCCGCCCGAUAUCUUACAAAUAAUGUGUAACGAGGUGUACGAUGCUCACUUAGAAAACACAAUGUGUGGAUGACGCCGUUGUUUUUCGGCACUGUGGAUGUCGAUACGGCUUUAGGACUCAGUGUGGACAGUGACAGUGGAACAUACUGCUGUUUGGAGCUGCUUACCAGACUGUAGAUAGCUGUAGACUGGUGGAGGAGCAGCCGUGUCCCUAGAUCUGGUUUAGGGAGCGUAUCAGGUCUGUUUUACAAGGCGUGCUAAAAAUAAUCAUGGCUAUCAUCAUUCAGCACACUGAUACAGUGAUUACACACGCACUGUUCAAAAGCUACAACAGCACCGCAAAGAGAAAACUAAAAGCAGCCGUCUUGAGUUGACGACAGAUGGAAAUGACUGGAUCAAGGAAUUACCCAAAUAUUUACACAACUCAUGACACUUUCUGAUAAUGCAUAUACGGUAAAAGCUUGCUUCUGGGAGCACUCCAUAUUGAAAAUCGAAAGAACAGUGCAUUAGGCAUUAGGGCACUGUCACUUUAAAACACCAAAUCAGCUUCAAAUUCAAACAAACUAAUUUGGUUUGCAUUAAUAUGAACGCAGCCCAAAGUAACACAGUAGCACUUAGUAUGGGUCAAGUGCCAAUAAGUCAUUUCCCAUAAUUCAACUCAAUCAGAGUUUUUUUGGAGCCGAAAGCCGCGAGCUGGCAAAAACAGCCGACUGCUUAAGAGUGUAUUUUUGUCCAACUGAACGCUGAACGAGACCUUUUUAAUCGACCAAAAUGGUCCAAUUAACUUUCACGAAGUGAAAACACUAAGUGAGGGUUCUGAGACGAAAAACGAGAUAGCCACGCCCCUAAAGCAUCCCCUGCUUUAUCGCCCAUUUUUAAAAUAAAUGGGACCCUAAUUUACAAAAGGAACAUCAUGCUGUGUUGAAGAAGACUUGAAAGUAGCGACUGAGGCCAUAAACUCAUUAUGAAAAAUGUUUACUGAGGUAAUAAAGUGACAAGUAGGCUCAUUUUCUCAGAGACUUCUCCAGAAACAGACUUCCUUAUGGAGCCGGUGGAGUCUCCCCCUGCUGGAAAUGAGAUAGAAUGCACUUCAGCGUUGGCUUCAUUUUUCAGGCGAUUUUCACCAAAAUCCCGUGCAGUGUUGACGUAUAAGAUCAGUGGAGUGCUCCUUUAAGUAUAAGGCUGGGUUUGAGCUCAAGAAUGAAUUACCGUAGCAACAUCAAUUGAUUCAUCACAAGUCUGCUUCCUAAAGUGACAAACUAAGCCUGGAUUGCAUCGAUAGCUCGCUUUGUAAAGUGUGUCCGUGCGGUAUCUGCGCUGCCACUCCUGCCUGUCCUCUCCCUGCAUCACACACUCAGUGCCUGUCACCGCAUGCAAAGCCAGCCACAGCCCUGCUGCUAAUGGUGGGAUGUUUGAGGGCUGGCUUUGCAAGGCUGCCUGUCACAUACACACAUACUGCUCUCAGACACACACACACACACACACGUUGAUGCAUGCUUUUCUCUACGUGCUGUAUGCACAGUUGACGUGUGUACGACUGUUGAGCUUCCUGACAACUGAAUGUUGGACAGUUCUUCAUCGCUGCAAGUGUAAUAGUGAACUCUGCUUUCUCUCUUAUUCCACUAUGAUAACUCUGGCAAUAUGUUACUAAUAUGAACCGAUACAAUAAAACCGUUUAAAAAGACAAA